CUGUGUUAAUGAUUUACGGGACGAGAAUUAGUCAGGUACCUAUAAGCAUUGUACACUUUCUAUGCCAAAAUAUGUGCGGUAAGUGGGAACCAUACGCCGUAGUAAUCUACCGAAAACGGGAGAAAGGCUCACUUCAGCAAACAGAAAUAACCCGAAAUGGAGAUUUCGGCAGAAGUUCAAGAAGGCUUACAGCUAGCGGGCGACACAGCACACAUCCCUGACAAGGUCUUUAAAUAUUUGGUCGAAAGGGUCUUUGAAGAUAUCUUUAAAAGACCGUCUGCGAGAUCGUUGAAAGAGGAUGGAAAUCUGAAAUCACUGGAUGCUGCUGUUGUAAAACAGGCCUACGCAGCUCUCUGCACACUAGCACUAGAGGGCGCCAAACAUGACGCUAACUCAUCAAACUUGAGCCCAAUAUUGGAAGAUUGUAAGUGGACCACAGAUAGGACGGAGAGCUUUAUCAACAUCUUCCUGGAUCGGAAGGAGACGGUUCGAGUCCUGCUUGGUAACAUCAGACAAGUGCAUCCACACAUUGUUGAUGUGGACUGGAGACUAGACUACUACAUGAAGAGCAACCACAAGGACAAAGUGAACGAAGCGACCUACCUCAUCACCCUCAAGACUGAGGAAGGGGGACUGAACAGGAAAACCAAAGAUGUCCAGUUCUGUUGCUCCCUUGAACAACUCCAGGACCUGGUUGGUAAGUUGAAGGACGCCACCCGGAGUCUAGAAAAAGCCAGUCUGUCUUGAGACCUGCAUGGGCUACCUGGGACAGAUAUUGACCAUCAGGCAAGAAAGUACAAAAUAUUUUACCGAUUUUCAAAAAAAUUCCAAGCAGAUACUUCGGUUACUCUGACUUUAGACAAUGUCUGUUACAACUUAGUACAAGGAACAGCGAAAUAGGCAUGAUUUUGUAUUUACCAAAAUAAUUGGGGGGGGGGGGUAUUAAAAAGCAGUUUCUUUUGUUUUCCAAAUGUUCUGAACAAAUUUGAAAUUUUGUAUUUUCUUGCCAUUAUGAAUUUAAGCGAUAUUUUUGUCUGUAUGAUAGUGUAUAUUUGUAAUCUUUUUUUAUUUUAUAAAAAUUGCAAACUUGUUUCCAGUACAAAUGCUGACGAGAGUUACGACCAACAGUUACAUGAAAAGUCUUUUUUAUUUCAAUUUAAACCAAAAUUUGAUGAGUUUACAUAUUCAGAACAAAAAAUUAACAUUGACAUACUUAAAAAUGAAAAUUUGAAACAUUUUCGUCAAGAAAUAUCUUUGAAUCAUGUUCUAACAAAUCCUUACAAAAUAAUUCAUUAAUUAAUGACAAAAUUAUAUUGCACUCUGAUCAACUAUGACAGUACAAAAAUAUUAAGUACAAAUUUUAGAAAUAUAAAGAAUUUUUUUUUUCCUAAUUGUUACGUCAAUUUAAUCCAAUACAAUUUGCUGAUAUUCCAAGCAUAACUCUACCAGAAGUUGCAAACUCCUUUUUUUUUUCUUUUUUUUUUUCCCCAAUACUAGUCCUCUUAAGAGCUCAAAAACAGUUUAUGGCCAACCAGCUCCCCAAUCUAAAGUGAAUUUCAUGGUUUUCUUUUUUUUAUGUUAAAGGUAUUUUACUUUUCAAUAAUUUCAUCUUUUGUUUUCUUUUUGUUAAGCACCUGCUUAAUGCAAAUGUGAUUUAUUAUAAUACAUUUUUUUCUUACUUAUCAAAGGCAAUCCAUUUCCAAAAUUGGAAACUUUGUAAAACUCUUGGUCCAAUUACCGAAUGGAUAUGAUUUGGAAAACGUGUUUAUUUUCCUUUUCAAUAAUUCAAUUUGUUUUUAAAUCUUAAGUUAAGCACCUGCAAAAAGCAAAUGUGAUUUAUUAUUAUACACGUUUUUCUUUCGCCUUAUCAAAUGUAAUCCAUUUUUUUUUUCAAAUUGGCAAAAUUUGUAAAAUUCUUAUUCCAAUAACCACAAAGGUAUGAUUCGGGAAACUUCUUAAACAGACUUCACGUUUCAAAAUCAUU
This is a messenger RNA of Patiria miniata (bat star), 1984 nucleotides long. Its product is annotated as COMM domain-containing protein 3-like. The coding region runs from base 157 to 747 and encodes 196 amino acids. Lineage: Eukaryota; Metazoa; Echinodermata; Asteroidea; Valvatida; Asterinidae. Gene Ontology annotation, biological process: sodium ion transport. The transcript is spliced from 5 exons. The record is from RefSeq and is a predicted model, not a curated record.